This is a messenger RNA of Penicillium odoratum, 222 nucleotides long. RefSeq lists its product as uncharacterized. Lineage: Eukaryota; Fungi; Ascomycota; Eurotiomycetes; Eurotiales; Aspergillaceae. The record is from RefSeq and is a predicted model, not a curated record. The transcript has a single exon. The coding region runs from base 1 to 222 and encodes 73 amino acids.
AUGUUCGACGAGCAGCUUCACCUUCCGCCCCAAGCCUCUACAGGCACAGUAUUGGAGACCGACCUAUCGCGCGAUACUCCCGCGAUGAUAUUUGACCAUUGGUUGGUAGACGUGGAACAGUCGGCAAUCAUCGUGGUGAGUAGCGUGACUUUGACCAACCCCGACAGCCUCCAGAAUUGUGUGGGCAAGAUGUCUUUCCAAAUUUGCUUCGAGAAAGAAUGA